AUGGGCUGCCAGAAGGCAGUUGCUAAAGAUCUUUUAGCCAACAUUCCAUCCACUGUAGAUGCUCAACCUGCACCAUCUCAGCCAAAGCCGAAAAAAAUGAUCAAGAAGGCUCAACCAAAGGUAAUCCAGUACGCCCACUCCUUCUCAAUGCAAUCUUUUGAGACUAGGGAGGUCACUGGUCUGCAAAAGACCAACAAAAACUUGCAGUCAAAAAUUAAGACUCUGGCAGAUCAGGCCGAGGCUGCUGUCAAAGCCAAAGACGUGGCCGAGGAAAAGGCAAAGGCUGCUGAUACCAUAAAGAAGGUUCUUGAGGCCCAGAGAAAAGAGGACGAGGGAAAGACGGCCGAGGCCCAAAAAGAGCUACAAGAUGCCUUUGCCACGAAUGACGCUGAGCUCAAGGCCGCCAAUCAGAAGGGAUACAAUGAGGGGGUGGCCGAUGUCACGGUGGAUUAUGAGAAACAGGGUGAGGAGGUUCUCAAGGAUGUUCCUCUUGAGAAAGCGUCAUGGAACGUCCCUCUUGCCGACAAGAGCCUCGAUCAAACCCUUCAAAAGAUAGAUGCCGAGCUCGCGGCUGAGAAGGCCGCCGAGAUGUCUUCUCAGCAGUCUUCUGAAUUCCAGACCUAUCCUCCUCAAGACGCAGAAGAGUCUUAG
Molecule: messenger RNA, 651 nt
Organism: Camellia sinensis
Lineage: Eukaryota; Viridiplantae; Streptophyta; Magnoliopsida; Ericales; Theaceae
Source: RefSeq, a predicted model, not a curated record